Molecule: messenger RNA, 1498 nt
Organism: Aphanomyces astaci
Lineage: Eukaryota; Oomycota; Saprolegniomycetes; Saprolegniales; Verrucalvaceae
Exons: 1
Coding region: 49-1416 (455 amino acids)
Molecular function (GO): intramolecular lyase activity
Source: RefSeq, a predicted model, not a curated record
CGAUAACCAAAACGGUGUUUCUUUAAAGCGGCCAACAACAACGACGACAUGGUCCCUUUCUCGUCCACGUUUGGACCUCUGAUCGACCUAACCUCGACCGUCGUGUUCCCCGGCUCUCUGGCCGCCUCCUCUAUAUCCGGAGGCACGUCCAUCGUCUUGCUUGGUACCUGCGGCUCGGCGGACGAAGGGGAAGCUCGGUGGACCGUGGGGCUGUACGUGGACGCCGCGGGUGCGUCCUCCCACCUCGUGCGGUUCAAGGGGCUGUCGUUCGGCAGCCUCUCGACGGAUCCCGACUUUUCCAUGGCGUUUACCACCGGCGCGUUCGUCAAGGUCCUUCGCUUGGUCGUCAUGUCCACUUGUUCGUUGUCGGGGAUUGCUGCGUUGCUGGCGUCGUUGCUCCGAAAUGCGCAUUGCGACCACGAAGCCCAAGCCGUGACGGACGUGUGGGGUUCAAAUUCGAGCAUGUUGACGGUAGUACACCCAGACGAGGCGGUGCUGCUGGCCAUCCAUCCGGACGGCACCUGUCACAUGUUGUUCGAGUCGACAUCAUCGGGACAAACGACACUGUCGCCACCACAUCAACCGAGCCACGGCCAAGUGGGCUCGGCGAUUCAAAGCGUCUUCUAUGGCUACCACGCGGCGUCCGAUGCGCGCGCGCAGUUGAUGCAGCGGCUGCCGCUCCUGCUGGAUCUAGCACAAGUUCCCACGUACCACCCGCUGGCCACCGCCCCUACAAGUCGCACUUUCAAGGUUGGGUACUUGUGGCUCUACAACAAGCAGCGCCGAAAGGUCGUGCUGAAGAAGUGGUCGCGGCGGUGGUGUCGACUGGACGGGGUCGUGCUAAGCCUGUUUUCGCACAAGCACAGACCCACAACAGGACGGAGACCCAAGGAGGUGGUGAUGCUCCCCCGAUGCUGUCAUGUGCAGGACCUAUCUACUCACGAAGACAUGCUCGUGGAGCUGCGCAAACUACCGCACAUGGUGCUCGGGAUCACGCAAGUGUCGGGCGACGUGGUCGUGCUGAGAGCGGAAUCUGUGGCGGAAGGCACGGAAUGGUUGGACGCGUUGAGUGCCGCCAUCCAAUUGCCUCUCAAAGUAACACCAAUCGCAUCGACAACGACUGAUGCGAAUGCGCACACGAAACUCGAGCCUCUGACGGUGCCCGACGACGAAGAUGAAGAAGAAGAGGACGAAGAGGAUGAAGAGGACGGAGAGGAAGACAAGGGGACGACGACGCCGUGGCCGGAUGCCUCUAUUGUGACAACGACCGGGACGGAUGAACGAUGCGAAGUAGGGUCGCUCAUGCAGUGGUUGAAGGAAGACCCGCGGAACCAACUGCUUCUGUUUCUCCUGAGCCUGCUUGUGUGGUCGCUGUCCCCUGAUGGAAGUAGCACUCCCACCAACGACUUGGUGUAAACAACGUUAACACUUCGGCACGAAUCGACUAAUACAAGUCUACUUUGUACUAAAUAGUAUAUUCAUACCAUCUUAACUGCAC